GUAUUGAUUUAAAAAUAAAAAAAUAUUCAAAUAGAUACAAUGUAAACGCGUUUAUUGUUGUCGCUUAAUACGUCUAAAAUGGCUCGUAAUAAAAUACAUAAAAAUACGUAAUUUGUAUCAAUGAAAGAAUGAUCUACGAACCUGAGGUCUGUAUUAGUUUCACGUAAAUUCACGUAUUCAAUUGAAAUAUUCAACUACAUUAUUCGUCGAACAGUUGAGUCACAAACGUAAAAACAUGUCAAUAAUAGUCAUAAAUGCGUUCAUAAACUGCAAUGAUGUCGGGAAAUAUCAAGAAGUUGAAUCAGCUGGUUCCCUACGUGCCACCGUUUUACGACAUGUUCCUUUCGCUGACCGCAGAGUAGAGGUGGAAACGAAUGAAAUAAUGACAUAAAGAUUGUUAUGUAGACAGAUAAGGAAAGAAAAUGACAGAGAAAGAUUUAAGAGUCUGAGCUCUUAUCACGCACCAAUUAGACGUUGUUCAUCUUGCAGUUGAACAGAUCUGGUGAUUUUAAAAUUGUGGAAGAGGAUCUUCGACAAAGAACAAUGCAUAAUAAUCAAGUGUAUAUCAUUAUAGAGAAAGGAAUAAUUAUGGUACUGGCUGUGUGCUUAUUAAUUGCUAUGGCAGACGCUCAGCUGUCUCAUAAAGAAGGACAUUGUCCAUUAAGAAACAGUGUUUCAAAAUGCACUCCUAAAUGUGUUUCGGAUUUUCAAUGCUCUUUUAAUGAGAAAUGCUGUCCAAAUAAAUGCGGAAGUGAGUCAUGUGUUUCAGCGAGUCCCGUUAAUACCGGCAAUGGAUAUAAAGGAUCAUCGAAUGACGAUGUUUAUUGUGGCGGAGUAAAAUGCGGUCCGUACCAAAAGUGUAAAUUCGAUCGUAGAACGAAACGCGAAAAAUGCGUUCGUACAUAAACGAUUCUUUGAAAUAUAACAAUAUUUUUUUAUAAAAUAAGUAAA
Molecule: messenger RNA, 951 nt
Organism: Bombus pyrosoma
Lineage: Eukaryota; Metazoa; Arthropoda; Insecta; Hymenoptera; Apidae
Product: waprin-Thr1
Exons: 4
Coding region: 544-906 (120 amino acids)
Cellular component (GO): extracellular region
Molecular function (GO): peptidase inhibitor activity
Source: RefSeq, a predicted model, not a curated record